Molecule: messenger RNA, 1055 nt
Organism: Corticium candelabrum
Lineage: Eukaryota; Metazoa; Porifera; Homoscleromorpha; Homosclerophorida; Plakinidae
Exons: 8
Coding region: 1-855 (284 amino acids)
Source: RefSeq, a predicted model, not a curated record
AUGUCGGAUCUAAAUGCAACAAUUGCAACAGUACGAGAAUGGUAUCUCGUAACAGACCAAUUCUGGAAAAAGUUGCAAGAGAGUAUCAACUCUCUUUCAAAUCGAUUGUGUAGAAGAAAUGGCAAAGAAGGUGAUGGCUCAAGUCAAAAAUUUGCUGGUCAAACGUGUAAUACAAUACGAAAAUAUUGGUUGACUGGACGUAAUGUCAACUCUUCUGUCCGUUGGAUUAAUCCUAGUCCGAAUUCAGGAAAAGCGUUUCAAAUUUAUUGCGAUUUUGAGUCGUUUGGCGGUGGAUGGAAUCUUGCAUAUUCAAGUAGAGAUGAGAGCAGUGGCAAUAGCAACAACAUGCAGAAAGGCAGCAGAUCUACUGCUCACAUCACUAGUCUUGAUCCGGGAAACGCCAACAAACGCCUGGCAUACGAUGUCUUGAAAGCCAUAGAAAAUAGUCAAGAGGGAUACAGUCAGGUCAUGUUGACUGGUUACCAAGACUACCAAAAAAAAACAACCUUGAUUAAGAUGUAUUUCAACAACACAGCACAAUCUGGUCUAAACUUCAACGCGUUUGUAGAAGCAGGUUUUGCCGGUAGAACUGGAUGUUCAACGUACUCCUACUAUGGCACAGAACUUACCAGUCACAAACCCAUCGCUCUUAGCUGGAAUAGUAGAACGGCUUUUGUGGCUGGAGCAAUGUCUUCUGGUUGUGCUUGGUCUAAAGAAGUUUGGAAUGAGAUAGGCGGCAGUGGAGGACACAUUCUCGCCCCUGAAGAUUGGGACAAAGCUGAACUUUAUACCUCCCAAACUACAGAAAAAGGAGCGUGCAAACAUCGCGGUCUUUUCCACAUCUUCGUUCGCUAACUUGCGCAAUGACAAACAAUUACAGAGGUAGAGCACCUACAACUGAGAAAGCAUGUUUGACGUAAUACUUCUAGACUCAAAGAAGGAAGCAUAUUGUUGCACGUAGCUAGCACAAAAACAUAGUCAAACGCUAUAUCAACAUCUGUCGUUGAUACUACAGGUUCUUCAAUCAGUGCAUUCAAUCAAUAAAUAUUUGUUUG